Messenger RNA from Topomyia yanbarensis, 2478 nucleotides. It is a transcript of the gene CD98hc, whose product is annotated as neutral and basic amino acid transport protein rBAT. The transcript has 6 exons. Lineage: Eukaryota; Metazoa; Arthropoda; Insecta; Diptera; Culicidae. Gene Ontology annotation, biological process: carbohydrate metabolic process; amino acid transport. Bases 380 to 2266 code for a protein of 628 amino acids. The record is from RefSeq and is a predicted model, not a curated record.
AACAUUCGUCCUUUAGCCCUUGGUCAGUCUACUGUGUGCUGUGCGACGACGACUAAAGAGUGAAGCUUUGAUAAAAUCGAUCCACCCGCAUCCACCUUGAUUGCUGAAGUGCACGCCGACUACUAGUCGGGCUAGUGGUUGAUUUGUUUCAUCGAACCGAACCGAAGGCAAGCUGCCACGACUACUAACACGAGCGAGCGAGCGAGCAACCCCAUCACGGCCACUGCUAGGUUCCCGAGCUACAAGCAAACCCAAUACGCACCGUUCUAAUAAUAACGAGAAAAAAACAACUUACAUAUCGAUACACAGGUAUAGGAGAUUAAAUCCCUUGUGGUAGGUGUUGUACGAACGAACCAAAACCAACCAACCAACGAACACUAUGGAUGAAGCGAAUAGGAAUAGUACGAAGCUAGAUAUCGAAGCAGCCAGACUUCAGUCAGUCGCCACCGAGAAAACAAAGCAGGAGCUAGAACCGAAGGAAUCGUACAAAAAACUAUCGGAAUCGGAGCUCGAUCAGGCCAACGCAGUUAUUCCCGAACCGGACGCAAGUGGUGCCACCAUGGUACGCGAAAACGGCAACUACAAGGAUGGUGAGGAUGAACGGAUGCUCAACGGUAACGGAGCCGGUGAUGCGGCCACGGAUAAAGACAAACUUGCCCAGAAGGAGGUCGAAGUGAAAUUUAUCUCCGAGCAGAAUGGCGACGCUCGGAUCGAUUUGGAAGUGGAACGUCAGCAAACCUUCUCCGGCAUGACCAAGGAAGAGCUAAUGAAGUUCGCUAAUGAUCCGUUCUGGAUCCGUUUGCGCUGGUUUCUAUUCGUUCUGUUCUGGGGUCUUUGGAUCGCCAUGUUGGCCGGAGCCAUCUACAUUAUUAUGGAUGCGCCCAAGUGUGCCGCCCCAGUUGCGCUGAAAUGGUGGCAGGAAGGACCGCUUGUGCAAAUCGACGAGCGUGACUACAAGAACCAAGCGGAGACGGUGAAACGGUACGGUGCGAAGGGGGUCAUCUACGAGCUGUCAGCGGAUGAGACUUAUUUGGUUAAUACGGCUUCGGUGGAGAACAAAAUUAAGGAACUGGUUGGAACGUUCAACGUAAACGACAUCAAGGUAAUCCUGGAUCUCACCCCCAACUUUGUCACCAAGGACGAUCAGCUGUUCAAGGACGCCCUAGCCAGUCCUGGCUCUCCCUCGCGCUCAGCUUUCGUUUGGAAGGAAUCCGGAUCAACACCGACGAACUGGCUAGCCGUUACCGGUGGUGGUUCCGCCUGGAAGGAAGUCGCUUCGCAACAAUUUGUCCUCGCCCAGUUCGGAGCCGAUCGGAUUGAUUUGCAGCUGAACGAUCCCAUCGCAAAGGAUAAGCUCAAAACGACGCUGAGACAUUUGGUCCAACUGGGCGUCCGAGGAUUCCGACUGGCUAACGCGAAGCACUUUAUCGUUGACCGCGAUGGUAAAAACGACGUGAACGCCGAGGUUGAAGAUAAGACUCUUUCACACACAGACUAUGGAUUCUGGACGCACGCACAUACGACCUACCAGGACGGAUUGGGAGCUCUGCUGCACGAAUUGACAAUGGAUGUCAAGAAUGCCACCAGCGGAGAAGGCUUUUUGUCAGUUAGCGAGGACAUCACUCGUCCGGAAGUAUUCUCGGUCGGCGGUAAACUAGGAGUAGAUCUGCCUGAGUUUGGAAAUGUUGAAAGUGUUCUGCGCCAACCGUUGGGAUCCGAGUCUGCGAAGUUGAUUCGUGAUGAUAUCCGCAAAACUUUCGGCGAGAUCAACAAGUACGCAUCCGCGGAAAGUGGCAAGCCGUGGAUACAGUGGCCUUACGAUAAGAGCUCAAUGUCCCAGAUUGCCGCCUCUGAGUACAAUGUAUUUAUGUUCCUACUUCCGGGAGUUCCGGUAGUCCCACUGGAUGUUCUUACCGCUGGUAAUGGAAGUCUUGUGUUGAUGGAACAUCUUGAAAAGUAUCGGGCUUCGCCGUCCUAUCAGCACGGAACUUUUGCCAUUUACAAUGAUGCCAACGCAACUUCCGUUGGUUAUACCCGGCAAAAAUCCGGUAAUCCAGGCUAUUUCGUCGCACUGAAUUUAGCUGAACAGCAGGUCGAGGCAGACUUUAGUCAGGUGGUGGGUAUUGCGGAUGAGUUAACCGUCGUUCUCAGCAGUGAGAAUUACCGCGUACCGGACAUUGCCGUCAAGAGCAAAGUUCCUUCCAAUGCGGUUCCACUUUCGGGUCGAUCAGCCCUCAUCACUACCUAUGUUCCCAAGCAAGGGUAAGUUACGUAGAUGUUUCGAGGAAUGGCCAAUCACCAUAAUGUCCUACAUGUUAAGAAUUAUUGUGGUUCUUGAUUUGUGGAUUAAGCAACGAUGACCUUCUGCAGAAAACUAAAAUAUCUACUCAUAAAUAUAUUAUUACUUGCAUUUUGCUGAAAACUAAGCAGAACAAAUAGAUUGAAUGUAGAAUUCAAUAAAAUAUUAGCAUCCAUGAA